Messenger RNA from Durusdinium trenchii, 1634 nucleotides. The record is from the annotation of a GenBank genome assembly. Lineage: Eukaryota; Dinophyceae; Suessiales; Symbiodiniaceae.
AUCCUUGCUGCGAUCACGUCGCGAUCCUCGCCACUUUGGCUGAACGGCGGCAACAGCCUCCCUGGGAGGUUGCCACGGUGGCCGCCCAGGUGGGCGCGCCAUGGGGCGAAUCAGAAUGCAGUUAGGGCUCCUCCUGGGCUUGGCACCCCUGGUGGCCGCGCAACGGGAGGCGCCUGGGAUCUUCAAGCGCCUGGCUAUGGCCGGCGAGGAGAUCCUCGAACGAGCUGUCAGCGACUUUGACAAGUGCAGCUGCCGGUGCUGUCAAGCGACUGAGCGGAAAGACCAAGAAGUGGAACGCAGUUCCUACGGGUCGUUGCUGACGCACAAGUGCGUCCACCCGUACCCAGCCACUGAGAAGUGCCCCGCCGAGUGCACGGCCAGUCAUCGCCUCGAGGCUGCACAAACCGCUGCGAAGGGCGUCCUGGACUACGGUCGUUUCUGCUUCCAUGCUUGUACGCCGACGGUGAUGGUCAACGGUGGCACCUGCUCAACGCCCGAGGAGGCCGCAGCGCUCCGGGCCGCCGCGGCGGGGAACGCGGCGAGGAACGCGGCGGAGGCAUGGCAUCCGGCAGACAUGAAGAUCUCUGAGGAGCCGCAGCUGGCCGCUGCACCCGCGCCUGCGCCUGCGCCUGCACCUGUGAAGCCAGUGGAAGAGGAGAAGGAGGUGAAGAAGAUCACUUGGGACCUCCGAAACAUCCGCGCGCAGCGCGCCCGCGCCGAGCGCUACGCCGCGGACGCGCGAGCGGCCUAUGCGGCGGAGCAAGUGAAGUUGCACACGCACGAGAUCAAGAGCACCGUGAAGAUGCUGGAUCGCGUGAAGAAGAGUGUCAGCGAAGACACCAAAAGCUUUGAGCCCGAAGUGCUGAAGGCCAAGGCCAAUGCCAGCGCGGCCGGCGAUGCUGCGGUGGAGACCUACAAUGUCUUCAAAAAAGCCAAGGCGCAAUCUCGCAAGGUCCGGGCGGAGACCAGGGACCUCGCUCGGACGAUCAUCGCUGAAGCGGCGGCCGGUGCGGCGCAGGCGGAGGCUGAGAGCUUCGUGCGGCGGAUGCACCAGGCUGAGGUAGCCAACUUCCGUGCGCAGGUGGCGAAUCAGGCUAGUUUGCCCUAUGCCGGUGGCGUCACCACUGGCGUCCAGCGGGAGGCGGAGUACCGGAAGCUGGCGGAGGACUCCGACGUGACCGCGCGCGAAGCGGAGAUACAGAUGGAUGAUGCUGAGAAAGAAGCCAAGAGGCUGGAACAGUCUGACAGGGUGCUGGCUGGCAUGAGGAACCGGGAGGCAACUGCCUUGAGACACCAGGCCCGACUGACACGACACCAGAGCCGAAGCGGAAUACGGAACACCGGGAGGAAGGCCGAAGAUGCCCAGGCAGCAGCCUCCAGGUAUCGAAGCUUAGCCAAGAAGGCCCAUUCCGCAGCCCUGGGGUGGCAAGAAGCCUCUGCCAAGAACUCGGAACAUGUCGCCGACAUGUACGACCUCUCAGUGGCCGUGAUUCCAACCCCGCCUCCGUUGGUGGGCAUCCCGCGGCCACCGGCCUUCCGAUGAGACCGGAGGUCUUCAGAGGUUUGCACGGUGGUGCGUUGCUCCAAAAAGCGUGGCUGCGUGGGCGGGGGUGUGGCGGGGUGCGAGGCGGGGC